AUGGACCUCAGCUGGAUCUCCAAAAUACAAGUGAAUCAACCAGCGGUUCUGAGGCGUGCACAACAAAUCCAGGCUCGCAGGACCGUGAAAAAGGAGUGGCAAGCUGCUUGGCUCCUGAAAGCUGUUACCUUUAUAGAUCUUACUACACUUUCAGGCGAUGACACGUAUUCCAAUGUUCAAAGGCUCUGUUAUAAAGCCAAGUACCCAAUCCGGGAAGAUCUCUUGAAAGCUUUAAAUAUGCAUGAUAAAGGCAUCACUACCGCUGCCGUCUGUGUGUACCCUUCCCGCGUGUGUGAUGCGGUGAAAGCGCUGAAGGCUGCAGACUGUAAUAUCCCAGUGGCGUCAGUGGCUACUGGCUUUCCAGCUGGACAGACUCAUUUAAAAACACGAUUAGAAGAGAUCAGAUUGGCUGUGGAAGAUGGAGCUACGGAAAUCGAUGUGGUCAUUAACAGGACCCUGGUGCUGACAGGCCAGUGGGAAGCCCUGUAUGAUGAGAUUCGUCAGUUUCGCGAGGCCUGUGGGAAGGCUCAUCUCAAAACCAUCUUAGCAACAGGAGAACUUGGAUCUCUCACUAAUGUCUAUAAAGCCAGCAUGAUAGCAAUGAUGGCAGGAUCCGAUUUUAUUAAGACUUCUACUGGAAAAGAAACAGUAAAUGCCACCUUCCCCGUAGCUAUAGUGAUGCUACGGGCUAUUAGAGACUUCUUCUGGAAAACUGGAAACAAGGUAGGCUUUAAGCCAGCAGGAGGCAUCCGCACUGCAAAGGAUUCCCUCGCUUGGCUCUCUCUCAUAAAGGAGGAGCUAGGAGAUGAGUGGCUGACGCCAGAGCUCUUUCGGAUAGGUGCCAGCGCUCUGCUUUCUGACAUCGAGAGGCAGAUUUAUCAUCACGUGACUGGAAGAUACGCAGCUUAUCAUGAUCUUCCAAUGUGUUAAAUCCGCAACGAAUGCCAGAAAAGUGUUUUUACAACGUUUAAAAAUUAUUUUUCAACAUAAUUACUAAAAUUGCUUAAUUAAGAAGUGGGGGAAUACGUAAAUUACUUUUUUCCCUUAAAAUUUCUGUUAAACUUAAUUCAAAGAAUGAAAGAAAAAUACCAACUAAUCCACAUGUGGUACUCAUUUCAGGCACAUCUGAAAUGCUCUUAAUGGCUAGAUCUGCACUGAUAAUUUUGUGAAAGUUUUCUCUUAAAAACUCUUAGUACCAUGUUAAUGAUAGCUUUGACAACAUUAAAUUCUAAGGAGAAAAAAAAGUUAAAGUGCCCAAGAAACGUGCUCUAGCAAAAGAAUCUGGCGUCCCUGACCCACUGCUGUGCUCUCACCACUUCAGGAGUCAUGGGCUUGGCAUUAACUUCCUGCCAUGAAAAUCUACCUUUAAUUUUUGCAGUGGAUAUGCUCUUUUAUUAAUUGUUUUGUUAAUAAAAUGUCAUUGUUAUAUGGAACUAUGGAUAUCAUUGAAUUUUUUUUAAAUAAAAAAAUUCCUGUAGUUUA
Molecule: messenger RNA, 1482 nt
Organism: Miniopterus natalensis
Lineage: Eukaryota; Metazoa; Chordata; Mammalia; Chiroptera; Miniopteridae
Source: RefSeq, a predicted model, not a curated record